AACCCUCUCUCAACAAAUCCCCACCGGAUUAUAUCCAAAUUUCUCAGAUUUCCAAAUCUCCGACGUCGUCAAAACAGAGAAGUUCUUCGACGGCCAUAAUCAGACGGCAUCAAUGGCACGAAGCUACAGUGCCAUUGAGAAUGCAGGGAGAUAUAUGCAGAGAAGCUUUAGCAGCAAUUCGGUCCAGGGGAAACCAAACCAGGUUCCGUUCAACAUUCCGAUGAUAGAUUCUUCAAAUCUUAAUUACAAUAACUUGAGCUCGCCGGAAAAUGCUUUCUUUUCCGGUCAGAUGCGACGAGUAUACAGCACCGGAGAUUUGCAGAACAAUUUCGAAAUGCAGCGAUCGUCGGAGAACUCAACGGUGCCGUUAUCCGAGGAACAGAACUUCAAGGUGGGACGUUACAGUGCAGAAGAACGUAAAGAGAAAAUCUCAAAGUACAGAGCUAAACGAAACCAAAGAAACUUUACCAAAACUAUAAAGUAUGCAUGCCGGAAAACAUUGGCGGAUAGUAGACCUCGAAUACGCGGUAGAUUCGCACGCAAUGAUGAAGUUGUAGAAAUCCCCAACAUUGAAGAUGACGACUCCGAGCUUUGGAAAUUGGAUGGGCUGCAUGAGAAAGAGGAAGCUUAUGUGAGCAGCUUUGUGGUGCAACAGCCUCUUUUGCAAUACUCAACAACUUCUUCUUCCUUUUUCUGGUGAAGGAAGGACUCUUACGACGAAGGGUUCAAUAUUUUUAAUUUUCUUUAUAAGAAAUUAUAAUUCUAGUUGAUCAUUAAUUGUAUUGUAUAUUGCAUCAAAACAAUAACAAUAAAACAGAUAUAUUUUAGAAGAAUGUAAAUUUUAAUAAAUUACUGUAUUUAUU
Messenger RNA from Arabidopsis arenosa, 863 nucleotides. NCBI's taxonomy places the organism in Eukaryota, Viridiplantae, Streptophyta, Magnoliopsida, Brassicales, Brassicaceae. The record is from the annotation of a GenBank genome assembly.